AUGAAUGGAGCCGUAAAAGCUGCCAACAAGAACAUAAACAAGAUUUUGAGGAAAAUGAUUGAUAAUCGCAGAGAUUGGCACGAGAUGUUGCCAUAUGCUUUGUUGGGUUACCGAGCGACUGUCAAAACAUCAGUUGGAGCUACUCCAUAUUUGCUAGUGUAUGGAACAAAACCAGUUAUACCUGCCGAAGUUGAGAUACCUUCACUGAGAAUCAUCCAAAAAGCUAAAUUGAGUGAUGCUGAUUGGGUUCGCAAGCGGAUUGAUCAGUUAACACUGAUUGAUGAGAAGAGAAUUGUUGCUGUUUUUCAUGGACAACUGUAUCGACAGAGAAUGAUUCGUGCUUUUCAUAAGAAAGUAACAACCAGGAUAUUUGAAAUCGGCCAGCUGGUCCUUAAAUGCAUUUUCCCUCAUCAGGAUGAGUACAAAGGGAAAUUCGCACCAAAUUGGCAAGGACCCUACAUGGUUCGUAAACUGUUAUCUGGAAGUGCCUUAGUCCUGUCGAAGAUGGAUGGCACCGAAUGGCCAAAACCGAUCAACUCAGAUGCUGUCAAGAGAUAUUAUGUGUGA
Molecule: messenger RNA, 567 nt
Organism: Solanum tuberosum (potato)
Lineage: Eukaryota; Viridiplantae; Streptophyta; Magnoliopsida; Solanales; Solanaceae
Exons: 1
Coding region: 1-567 (188 amino acids)
Molecular function (GO): nucleic acid binding
Source: RefSeq, a predicted model, not a curated record